GACCCUUCUAUCACCUUCUAUUUGAUUUGAGGCCAAAAAUUGAUGACAAUAAAAAUUGUUAUCUUCCCUUUUGUGCGCUUCAUUUUAAUUUGUUGAUAAAAGCUUAUUGUUAAUUACAUUAUGGAAUCCGAAUCAGAAGUUAUAAAGGAGAAAAUUCACACGGAGCCUGUACUUAAUGAUCCACGAUACAUAACCUUGUUGAGUGUGAUCGUUCUCGUUUUUACCCUAGUGUUUUGGUGGUGUUUUUCGCGUCGUCGUCAUCUUAGAAGAUCAGUUUUAGUCACAGGGCUCUCAGAUGCUGGCAAAACUUUACUUUUUGUUCGCCUAACAUACUCUCAAUUCAGACAAACAUUCACUUCUAUGCGGGAAAAUAUCGAGGAGUAUAUUACAUCCAAUAACACAUUGAAAAUUGUUGAUUUGCCUGGCCAAGAAAGAUUGAGAAACAAAUUCUUUGAUCAAUAUAAAAGCAGCGCAAAAGGCAUUGUUUAUGUUGUGGACUCUGUCACCAUUCAAAAGGAAAUAAGGGAUGUUGCCGAAUAUCUGUACACAAUUCUGGCUGAUCCAGUUGUACAAAGCAACAGUCCUCCGCUGUUAAUCCUGUGCAACAAGCAAGACCAACCCAUGGCAAAAGGCAGCCAAGUCAUUAAGAACUUAUUGGAGAAAGAAAUCAACCUGGUUAGAGUGACCAAAUCAAGUCAACUAGAGUCAGUCGAUCCAUCACAGUCAAGCAGCGCAAGUUUCCUGGGCAAGAUGGGCAGAGACUUUGAAUUUUCUCACCUGAGCUGCCGUGUGGACAUAGCAGAGAGCUCGGCUAGCACAGGAGAUGAUGAAAACCCCACAGACAUGAAAGCUCUGGAAGAGUGGAUCUCAAAAUUGUAAUACUUAUUCUCGUAUAAUUACUCUAAAGAGGUUUUAUGAGACUCAAAACAAAUAUUCUGCAUUUAUUUUGUGAAGCUUUUUUAUAAUAAAAUCUAAUAAAAAGAGGUUUU
Messenger RNA from Aricia agestis (brown argus), 989 nucleotides. It is a transcript of the gene SrpRbeta, whose product is annotated as signal recognition particle receptor subunit beta. Gene Ontology annotation, molecular function: GTPase activity; GTP binding. NCBI's taxonomy places the organism in Eukaryota, Metazoa, Arthropoda, Insecta, Lepidoptera, Lycaenidae. Bases 121 to 879 code for a protein of 252 amino acids. Gene Ontology annotation, biological process: intracellular protein transport; protein localization to organelle; Golgi to plasma membrane protein transport. Gene Ontology annotation, cellular component: Golgi apparatus. The transcript has 5 exons. The record is from RefSeq and is a predicted model, not a curated record.